Suillus paluster is the source of this 919-nucleotide messenger RNA. Its product is annotated as P-loop containing nucleoside triphosphate hydrolase protein. Gene Ontology annotation, molecular function: GTP binding. Bases 223 to 792 code for a protein of 189 amino acids. The transcript has 3 exons. Lineage: Eukaryota; Fungi; Basidiomycota; Agaricomycetes; Boletales; Suillaceae. The record is from RefSeq and is a predicted model, not a curated record.
CGGUAGCCGAAGAACAGCCUAGCGCCCCGGCCUCGUUGUCGCCACACUGCGGCGGUGUGGAGUCUGGGCCUCAUUGCACUAAUAUCGUUUCGUCGUCCAAAAUUAAAGGUCAGAACCACAGGUACCUCCCUCUCAUCAUUGGCCUUCCAGUGAGUUUCGACUCCUCAAAUCUGCAGCCUGAUCUUCAAGUUUGCCAUCAAGUUGGUACCGACGCCUGCGAAGAUGGCAAAGGGUCGCUCGACAUCGAAGAACGUGAUCAUCAUUGGCCAAUCUGGGGUGGGGAAAAGCUCGCUCAUCAACAUGCUUUGCCCCGAGGCCUGCGCCACUACCUCGAAUGAUACAAUGGGUUGCACAAAGAAAGAACAAGAGUACACAUGCAACCUUGGGGCACAGCAGUGCACAAUACACGAUACAAUUGGUCUCGAAGAAGGGCGUUGGGGUUUCCUUCCAGAUAGGGAAGCGCAGAAGCGGCUCAAGGCAUACUUGAAGACGAAAGAACCACACCUUCUGGUAUACUGCAUGCCAGGAAUUAGAGGCAGCCUGAAAAAAUCACAGGGACGCAACUACAAGAAGUUCAAGUCGGCUGUGGGCAACGUGCCCAUCGUAGUGGUUGUCACCAAUUUGGAGGGUUUCGAAGCUCCUUUGGGGAACUGGUGGUCGGAGAACAGGAAUGAACUCCAAAAACUUGAAGUAAAAGAUCUCUCUAUGAUACUUCCCGUGAGGCUGUCAAGGCCCUCAUCAGGGAAAAUAUUCGCCGAUAGAUUCAUCACGAUAUCGUGCAGUCUGACUUGAACGUUUGAACCACCGUGUUCGCGUGUAGCAACUGAUAUCGAUGUCCGGUGACUACGACUUCCAUUCCAACUUCAUCCAUGAUAUAUGCCUACAGAUAUUUCGCAGUUUCACUUACUACGUUAACAUA